Mytilus californianus (California mussel) is the source of this 1865-nucleotide messenger RNA. RefSeq lists its product as uncharacterized. The transcript has a single exon. Bases 114 to 1793 code for a protein of 559 amino acids. NCBI's taxonomy places the organism in Eukaryota, Metazoa, Mollusca, Bivalvia, Mytilida, Mytilidae. Gene Ontology annotation, molecular function: zinc ion binding. The record is from RefSeq and is a predicted model, not a curated record.
UACAUUGGAAGUUUAAAUAUUAUUUGUUCUUUUUUCAUUUAUAAGAAAUGUUAUACUGAUUCAACACAGCUACAAGACAUAAACAGACAAAGUAGAAUCAUUUGUGCAAUAUAAUGGCAUAUUCUCAAUCCGCUAAUAAAAGUCAAAUUCAUGUACCUACAAAUUGUCAUCUAUGCGAUACGAAGCACAUCAAGUGGAAAUGCAUAGAUUGCGAACUUCUUAUGUGUGAUAAAUGUAAAGAAGAAAGACAUUUUAGAAUUAAAAAUGCACAGGACCAUAAGGUCAUAAAUAUCAAAGAUGGUCUACGCAAUGAAGAAUUGGAUUUUACAAAUAUUCAAUGUACAGACCAUACUUCAAAAUCUUGCUGUCUUUUUUGCAAGAGAUGUGACAGUCUAGUUUGUCCCACUUGUGUGUCUGAAGUUCAUAUUAAUCAUGUAAAUGAUCUAAUUGAGAUCAGGAAUGCAUAUAAUAUAAAAAUAGAUAGGCUGAAACAAGGACAAAGUAAAAUUAAAAUGGAAAAAGAGAAAGCCAUCACCAGAAAAAAACAUUUGGAACAGCAUAAGAAUGCUGAAAAUGUGAAGCACAGCAAAGUUAUUCAGAAUAUUUUGAAUCAUGGGAAUAUGUUGAAAAGGACUAUUGACAAAUAUAUCCAAAAACUAAAAAAUGAAAUUGAUGAAAAUCUGAAGACUGUUUUGAAAUCAAUUGACACCGACAUACACACAGUAUCUAAAUCCAUGAGACAUGAUAAUGAGAAAUACAAUGAAGUUGGUAACUUUCUCAAAACCAAAGACAUUGCAAAGUUUUUUUCCAACAUCAGGAGAAUUGAAAAUUCAAUUGAAGUCAAAGCACCGAAAUCACAAUCUUCAUACAAUUCUACACCUAUUUUUUUCCCAGGGGAGAUAAAUCAAUCUAAUGUUGGGGUGUUACAAAUGCCAGAGAAAUUAAGUGUUGCAUUUGAUAUCAUUCAAGAGUAUCAGACAAAACUUUCUGCAGUAUCUGAUAUUAUUUCAUAUGUUGACGAUUCUCUUUGGAUUAAUUCUGCUUUAGACAACUGUGUUGUAAAAGCAGAACCUAAAGGGAAACAACUCAAUGUAGUUUCUACCUUGAACUUGGCAGUCUAUGGAAUAGCAAUAUCACCAUCUAAUAACCUUCUUCUGUCUGUUGGCAAAUCAAGACUACAACAACUUUGCAUUUCCACCGGUAAACUUUCAGACACUGUAUAUAAAGUGAAACCUUUAGCUUCUACAAUUAUCCAUAUUACCAGUAGUAAUAAAGUUAUAGUGGGAGGUGUUAAUGAGAAACUAGGAAGAAGAGCCGUGUUUGUAAUGAAUGAAAAGGGAGACCAUGAAACCGUUUAUGAAUAUGAUCAACAUAAUCAACCUAUAUUUACAUACCCGAGGAGUAUAACCAGUACCGGUACUGGAAAUAUCCAUGUGGUGGACCGUGAACCAGGCCAAGAAGGUAGAGUGGUAGUGUUGGCACCAGGAAGUGAUAUAAUUAAUUCAUACAUAGGCCAUCCAAAAAUCAACAAACUCAAAUCAUUUAAACCAAAUAGAAUAGUGACAACACAAAGAGACAAUGUCAUGGUGACUGAAAUGAAUACGAACACCAUACACAUCCUAGACAGUAUGGGAAACCUUGUGUCAUGGUACAACACUACAGACAUAGGAAUACUAAAUCCAGUUUCCCUUUCGUUCACUCAAACAGGACAAAUCCACAUAGGAUGUGGUGCAAAAGAAGGUCAUACAGCCAAAGAAGCCAAAAUGUAUAAAGUGAUUAUAUCUGGAUGUUAAAAAAAUUGACCCUCGUAUUAUUUUUUGAGACCUUUUAUGUAUCCAAUAUAUUAUUAAAGACUAAUAACUUGA